AUAUUAAUUCCCCCUCGCCGUGGGCCGUGACGUCAGUAUAGGAAGUCAUUGUAGAGCAACACUGGAGCGAUUAGCAGCAAAAAGGGGGAGCCUGAUGUCGAGGAGUCAGCCCUAUGUAUAUCUCUCUAUACGCCUCAACUUUUAACACAAAGUUCAAUAUCCAAACACAAAAAGGGACGUGGACUACGCAGACCCACACUUUGCUUUUCCGUAUUUUCACUGAAUGUAACAUCUUGGACCAUAGGCUGUCUGAGCCGCUUGUAAACGUGGAUUUUGUCUCUCUCCUGGGUUUAUUUGUCAACUGUUUUCUCUCUCUUUUUUCUUUUUUUUUUUUGCUCUUUUUUUUGUUGCUUAAUUUUCUUUCGAACUCCGAGUUCAUUUUGCUGACUUUCUUCUGAUUUGCACCGGAAGAGAAGCAUCUCACUGUUGUUAUGAAGACUUCUUCACUGCUUUCUUAAUAUGGAAGGAUCCAGCGGGUCGAGCUUUGGGAUAGACACUAUUUUAUCCAGCGCCUCUAACUCUGGUAACCCCGUGCUAAUGAACGGAGAUUUUCGGCUCGGCGACAGCAGGACAGCGGAUUUCAGGAGCCAGGCAACCCCUUCACCAUGCUCGGAGAUAGACACUGUGGGAACAGCCCCCUCAUCCCCCAUCUCGGUCACCAUGGAGCACGCCGCCGAUCCGCAUCUGGUCCAGGACAGCCUUCAGCAUCACCACCAUCACCACAACCAGCCGCAGAGUUUGCCGCUGUCGCCUCAGCAGCAGCCGCUCGCCGGGGCCGGCUGCGCCCCGAGGACUGCCACCUCCUCCUUUUUAAUCAAAGACAUUCUGGGCGACAGUAAACCGCUGGCAGCCUGCGCACCUUACAGCACCAGUGUAUCCUCACCCCAUCACACGCCAAAACCAGAAAGUGCCACGGCUCCGGACGGCUUCAGGCCCAAGUUGGAACAAGACGAGAGCAGAAGCAAGUUGGAUAAAAGGGACGACAUUCAAAGUGAAAUGAAAUGCAACGGGACUAAAGAAGAGGGUGACCGGGAAAUCUCCAGUAGCAGAGACAGUCCACCGGUGCGCACGAAAAAACCUCGCAAAGCACGGACAGCCUUUACCGACCACCAGCUGAACCAGCUGGAGAGGAGCUUUGAGCGACAAAAAUACCUCAGCGUGCAGGACCGCAUGGACCUGGCCGCGGCUCUCAACCUGACAGACACACAAGUCAAGACCUGGUACCAAAACAGACGGACGAAGUGGAAGAGGCAAACGGCGGUCGGAUUAGAGCUCCUGGCUGAAGCAGGAAACUACUCGGCCUUACAGAGAAUGUUCCCGUCGCCCUAUUUCUACCACCCGAGCCUGCUGGGCACCGUGGACAGCACGACGGCAGCCGCGGCGGCCGCGGCCAUGUACAGCAGUAUGUACCGGACUCCUUCCACGCCGCAUCCCAGCCUCCAGAGACCUCUUGUCCCGAGGGUGCUCAUUCAUGGCCUUGGGCCGGGGGGGCAACCGGCACUAAACCCCCUGUCUAACCCCAUGCCCGGCACACCGCACCCGCGAUAAAACACGAAAUAAGACGAGAAAAGACGAUGGCCAGAAAACCUGGUUGAACACGUGAUGUGAGUAACUGCAUCGGAACCACAUUGCAGGACUUUUUUUCUCCCGUCAAAAAGACACAUUUAAAGACAUUUUACAGAAGUAAAGGAGGUAUUUAAUAUAGGCCCAAAUAGCCUAAACCCAGUCCUAAAGACUCUCUGUCCGGGCCGAGACAGACCACGAGGACUGCCCAUGUCUGAUUGUUUGUUUGUUUGUCUUUUGUACAAAUACACUUACAUUAGCAAAUAAACUUAUAAAGUUUAUUAGAUGGAGAAGAACGGAAUGAAUAAAGAAGUAAUGAUACUAA
Messenger RNA from Seriola aureovittata, 1888 nucleotides. RefSeq names its product BarH-like homeobox 2 (gene barhl2). Gene Ontology annotation, cellular component: nucleus. The transcript has 3 exons. Gene Ontology annotation, biological process: regulation of transcription by RNA polymerase II. Lineage: Eukaryota; Metazoa; Chordata; Actinopteri; Carangiformes; Carangidae. Gene Ontology annotation, molecular function: RNA polymerase II transcription regulatory region sequence-specific DNA binding; DNA-binding transcription factor activity, RNA polymerase II-specific. The coding region runs from base 460 to 1548 and encodes 362 amino acids. The record is from RefSeq and is a predicted model, not a curated record.